This is a messenger RNA of Argentina anserina (silverweed cinquefoil), 1418 nucleotides long. RefSeq lists its product as uncharacterized. The transcript has 5 exons. The record is from RefSeq and is a predicted model, not a curated record. Bases 66 to 878 code for a protein of 270 amino acids. NCBI's taxonomy places the organism in Eukaryota, Viridiplantae, Streptophyta, Magnoliopsida, Rosales, Rosaceae.
GCCCAGACUUUUUAUCCGAAAUGGCGGCUACUCAAAGUCUGAAACUUUAGAGCUCCGGCGCCGCCAUGAAAUCCACUCACCUCUUCCACCUCUCCCCCCAAUUCCCCGCCGUAAAUCCCAACCCAUCUUCUUCUUCGAUCAAUCUGCUCCGUCUCUGCAAGUUCAGCUCCGUUUCCCUCGCCUCGCCUCCCAAGCCCUCCCGCUUGAUCACGCUUUGCGCUUCCACUCCCGACAAGCCUUCGUCGGAAUCGCAACCUGCGGAGUCCAUCAGGGAAGGGUUCCUUCGAUUUGAAAACGACCCGUCGCAGAGUCAGUGGAAUGUGGAAGUCGGAAGCCAAAAGAUUGCGGCUCCGUCCGUGGCGAAGCUGAGCUUGGGCGACCAGGCUUUCUUUCUCAUGGCUUUCAUUGCCUGCACGACAUCAGUGGCAUUUACGAGCCUUGUAAUUGCAGCUGUCCCGGCAAUAUGUGCAAUGGGGAGAGCUGCAACAUCUCUUUCAAAGCUGGCAGAUACAGCUCGUCAAGAACUCCCCAGUACUAUGGCUGCCAUUAGGCUCUCUGGCAUGGAAAUAAGUGAUCUCACACUGGAAUUGAAUGACCUAAGCCAAGAGAUAGCUGAUGGUGUCAGCAAAUCCACUCAAGCUGUUCAAGCAGCAGAAGCUGGGAUUCGGCAGAUUGGCUCACUUGCUCGGCAGCAGACUAUGUCCAUGAUUCAAGAGAGGGCAAAUUUGCCAGUAAUCUCUUUGCAACCUGCCGUGAUUGGAGCAGCAAAGAAGACUUCUCAUGCUGUUGGCCAAGUAACUAAGAAGUUCGUGAAUAUAAUCUCUCAAAGGGACUCAGAGAAUGAGGAUGACAUUGGAAUUGAUAGGGUGGAAAUUUGAGUUUGCUGUAUAUACUAGCAGAACUCUAUUUUCUGGAACUCUGUGCACAUACUUGUAUGUACCUCAAUAUUUCAAAUUGGGGUGGACAUGAACACCUUGCAGAAACGUUUGAAUAUCGGUUGCUACUAAAAGCUUUUGCAUUUUGAAGUUUGAACAGCUUGUAGAGCAUGGGGGAGGACCUUAAUUAUUGUCAUGAGGAAAGGAAAAGUAAGCAGUUGAGGCACGUUUGUUCCAUAGAAGUCCCUAUGAUCCCGUUGCAGUUGUGGUUCUCCUGUCUGUAUCAAAGCUGUCAAAGUUCCUGUUACCUGUUGCCAUGGUGGUUCAUUUCUAUUGUAAGAUCCUAUGUGCCCUUCAUUUGGAUUAACUUGACGCUCUUAUACAAUUACAAGGCUCUGAAAUUAGAACAUGGGAAAUAUGUCCGAAAUGAAUUCAUAACAGCGUAAGUGCGUAAGGCUUUGUUCAUGCAUCGAAACAACUGCAAUUGCGUGUUAUCUAUGGUCUGUCCUUGGUUUUUAUCUGAAAUUAGUCAAUUUUAUGCCA